Aspergillus terreus NIH2624 is the source of this 801-nucleotide messenger RNA. Its product is annotated as glycoside hydrolase family 128 protein. NCBI's taxonomy places the organism in Eukaryota, Fungi, Ascomycota, Eurotiomycetes, Eurotiales, Aspergillaceae. Gene Ontology annotation, biological process: fungal-type cell wall polysaccharide metabolic process. Gene Ontology annotation, cellular component: fungal-type cell wall. The record is from RefSeq and is a predicted model, not a curated record. Bases 1 to 801 code for a protein of 266 amino acids. The transcript has a single exon.
AUGGUCUCCUUCACCAAGUUUGUGACGGCCGCCCUGCUGGCGUCGUCUGCUGUCGCCCUCCCCCAUGAGCAGCCCGUUAAGCGCUCGGCCAGCUCCAAGCGUGGCGCCGCCUACAACCUGGCCAGCACCGUCAACUCGCUGACCGGCAACACCCCCGUCACCUGGGGCUACUCGUGGAACAUGUGGAGCAACGGCGCCCUGCCCAGCAACGUCGAGUUCGUGCCCAUGCUCUGGGGCAGCAAGAUGUUCGGCGGCUGGUUCUCGGCCAUCCAGACCGCGCUCGCCAGCGGCAGCACCUACAUCCUCGGCUUCAACGAGCCCGACGUCUCGUCCCAGGCCGCCAUGGCGCCCACCGACGCCGCCAACUACUACCGCCAGUACAUCACCCCCUUCAGCGGCUCCGCCAAGCUGGUCACCCCGUCCGUCACCAACGGCGGCGGCUCCGCUGAGGGCCUCAACUGGAUGCGUACCUUUAUGGACAGCUGCUCCGACUGCGGCAUGAGCGCGCUCGCCGUGCACUGGUACGGCAGCUCCGCCGAGGAGUUCCAGACCUUCGUCACCCAGGCCAUGGACUUUGCGAAGGAGUACUCCCUCGAGAGCGUCUGGGUGACCGAGUUCGCCCUCAGCAGCGACAUUGCCAACGGCGCCUCCAGCCAGGCCUCCGCCGACUUCCUCAACCAGGUGCUGCCCUGGCUCGACAGCCAGGACAUGGUCUCUCGCUACGCUUACUACAUGUGUGCCGAUCCGUUCUUGAUCAGCGGAAGUGGCCUGACCGAGACCGGUAUGGCCUACACCGCGUGA